AUGUCCGUCAUCCUCUGCACAGCCGGAUACGACCACACGAUUCGGUUCUGGGAAGCCCUCUCUGGCAUCUGUUCACGUACCAUCCAACAUCCCGACUCCCAAGUAAAUCGACUAUGCAUCUCCCCCGACAAAAGAUUUCUGGCGGCAGCUGGUCACCACACGGUCAAGCUAUACGACAUCAAGUCUACGAAUCCCAAUCCUCUUCUCACCUUUGAGGGCCAUACUGGCAACAUCACGGGCGUCGCAUUCCACUGCGAAGGAAAAUGGAUGGUGACAAGCUCCGAAGACGGCACGGUUAAGAUUUGGGAAACAAGGACAGGUUCUAUUCAGCGAAGCUACAACCACGGCUCCCCCGCAAACGAUGUCGUUAUUCACCCCAACCAAGGCGAAAUUAUCAGCUGCGACAGGGCAGGUAGUGUAAGGAUAUGGGAUUUAGCGGAGAAUACUUGCGCGCAUGAGCUGGUUCCAGAAGAGGACGUGCCAGUAUCAAGCGUCACUGUUGCCAGUGAUGGAACCUUGCUUUGCGCGGCAAACACAUUGGGAAAUGUCUUCGUGUGGACACUGAGGCAAACAUACGAUCAAACUCAAAUCAUGCCGGUAACUCAUUUCAACGCUCACAAAGAGUACAUCACUCGCAUCCUUCUCUCACCAGAUGUGAAGAAACUAGCAACAUGUAGCGCCGACCACACAGCCAAGAUUUGGGAGGUCAACAACACCAAACCCCGCGACGAAGGCGAAAAGGAUCCCAAGCCCUUCCCCCUGGAGGCUACACUUACAGGACACCAGAGGUGGGUUUGGGACUGUGCAUUCAGUGCCGAUUCGGCAUACUUGGUGACGGCGUGCUCUGAUCACUACGCCCGGCUGUGGGAGGUACACAGCCAGCAGAUUAUCCGUCAGUACAACGGCCAUCACCGAGGCGCUGUUUGUGUUGCGCUAAAUGAUUACUCGGAGACUCGUUAG
Pochonia chlamydosporia 170 is the source of this 960-nucleotide messenger RNA. Its product is annotated as WD-repeat protein pop3. The record is from RefSeq and is a predicted model, not a curated record. The transcript has 4 exons. NCBI's taxonomy places the organism in Eukaryota, Fungi, Ascomycota, Sordariomycetes, Hypocreales, Clavicipitaceae. The coding region runs from base 1 to 960 and encodes 319 amino acids. Gene Ontology annotation, cellular component: TORC1 complex; TORC2 complex. Gene Ontology annotation, biological process: regulation of actin cytoskeleton organization; TOR signaling. Gene Ontology annotation, molecular function: protein binding.